Molecule: messenger RNA, 951 nt
Organism: Paramecium pentaurelia
Lineage: Eukaryota; Ciliophora; Oligohymenophorea; Peniculida; Parameciidae
Source: the annotation of a GenBank genome assembly
UAAUGGAUCGUCUAAACCCAUCAUCCAAAGAUUGCAUUGUUCCACUUAUUGAAGAAAAUUCUCCUUGUAUUUGUAAUAAAUAAUAUUAUAUUAUUAGAAAGCAACAAACAAGAGAUUGACUCCUAAUUAUUAUUACCCUAAUUUACAUAAAUGUUCCAUAAUCCUGACCUUCUACUUUAAACUGUUCAAUUAGAAUAGUUGAAGCUACAAGCUUAAUUUUACUCUCAGAUGAAUAAUCUACCACUAAUUACUGAUGAAUCAAGAGUGGUUGAUUUAUUCACUCAACAACUUCUCUAACAAUAACUUAUGAUUAAUGCAGCACUUCUUAAUCAAUUCUAGGUAUCAUCUUAUACUUAUGUAGGGCGUUGAAAAUGCUAACUAGAGCUAAACAAAGGAUUUAGGUGAUAAUAAAAUAAAAAGAAAACAUAUUAAAAAAUCCCAUAAUCCUCAAUUUAAUACAGGUAUAUACUUUCUUUACAUUGUUAGGACAUUGGAGUGCUUAAGAACAUUAGGUUUAUUUGAACUUCUUACAAUAACACAGGGAAGUAAUGGAAAGUUCUGAAUUAAAAAAAACUAACAAAAUCUUCAAAUUAAUGUCUGAUAUAAUUAAGAGUCGAUCACCUUCUUAGUGUAGAUCUCAUCAUUAAAAAUUCAAUCCCUAUUCCAAAUAUUUGAUUAAUGUAUUAAAUUGUUGUGUAUAAAUAGAACAACAUUGUUCGUAGAAAAAUGAAAGAACAAUUAAAGGAUAAUUAAUAAUAACAGUAAUAAAUUUCAGAAAAUGAAAAUAAUCAGUAAUAAUAAUCUCAAGAAUCUAAUUUAAAAGUUGAGUUCUAAUAGCAAUUACAAGAAUCUAAAAUAGAACACAAAAUAGAACAAAAAAUAGAAUUCCAGCAAUAAUUCUAAGAGUCCAAUGUUAGAGAAGAAUAAUAAUAAGUCAGUGGUCAGGAUUGA